Messenger RNA from Zingiber officinale, 2541 nucleotides. RefSeq lists its product as uncharacterized. Lineage: Eukaryota; Viridiplantae; Streptophyta; Magnoliopsida; Zingiberales; Zingiberaceae. The record is from RefSeq and is a predicted model, not a curated record. Gene Ontology annotation, molecular function: nucleic acid binding; RNA-DNA hybrid ribonuclease activity; zinc ion binding. Bases 1 to 2541 code for a protein of 846 amino acids. The transcript is spliced from 5 exons.
AUGGAAGAACUCUGGUUGGCUGCUAAGUCCUGGACCCGGGCUGAAUCAGCUUUGAAGCAUAAGGCUUAUGCAGAUUUGGAGAGCCAGACCCACUUUAUCACAUAUAUGAAGAUAAAACAUGAGGCUUCUUUGUCCUUUCUUCAAGAAGAAAAUCGGAUAAAAGAUGAAACUAUCGCCCAACAAUGUCGCUCCCUUCAGCAUAUCAAGACAGAACUGAUUCAGGAUAUGGCUGGUAGAAGAAACAACAACAACAGAGAGAUGAGCGGUCAGAACAACCAGUUUCUAGAAGGAUUUACUGCACUUCUACAUGAGCAGAACUGCAUUCAUGGGGAACGGAUUCAACAAAUAUUGCAGGCUAGGGAGCAGGGGAGCACACCCAGACGUUCUACAUCUAGUACGCAACCGGUCUACAAGCAGUUUCGGGAGCUUAGACCAAUGGAGUUUAAAGGCGCCACAGACCCAAUCGCUGCAGAGGGAUGGAUUCGGUCUCUGGAAACGAUAUUUGACUUCAUGCAGCUCACAGAUGCGGACAAGGUCAGGUGUGCGAUAUUCAUGCUCCGGGAUGAUGCUCGAGUAUGGUGGGAGGGUGCGUGGCUGACUGUAGAUCUAACUAUUUUGACUUGGGCUGAUUUUAAGGAGGUAUUCUAUGGAAAGUAUUUCACAGUUGACAACAGGACACGACUGGCACGAGAAUUCUUGGAGCUUCGCCUAGGAGAUAUGACGGUGGCGGAGUAUGUCAGGAGGUUCGAGAGAGGACUCUAUUUCGUACCUAUGAUUACCAGCCAACCAGUCGAAGAAUUGAAGCACUUCACCGAAGGGUUGAGGCCGGCUAUUCGCCAUGAUGUCAGGUUGAGUCGGGUCACCACAUUCAGAGAGGCAAUUGACCAAGCACUGAUGUCUGAAAGAGAUAGAAAUGACAUGGUCAAGGAAGCUCAGAACAAGAGAUUGAGUUAUCAGGGACGGGAUCAGCAGGAGCCGGGAAAGAAGAGGUCAGUUCCGGGUCAGAAUCCAGGAAAGCAACCGUUUAAGCAGGCGCAGCCGUGGCAGCAAAUUCAGAAGAUACAAGCAGCUGAAGGCACUGGUGUCAGGGCUGAAAACAAGGUUCGCUGUUCCAAGUGCGAGAAGAUUCACACUGGGCAGUGUUUGACGGGUACAGAUGCUUGCUAUAUGUGUAAGAAGUCAGGACACUUCGCAAGAGAAUGUCCACUGCUCACGGAGCCAACCAAAGGGAGAGUAUUUGCGAUGACUCAAGAGCAGGUGGACCUGGACACAGCUAUUAUCACAAGGGAGGAAUUGCAUAGCAACAGGAUGGUAAAGAACUGUCAGAUGAUGAUGCAAGAUCAUAUGGUGGGCGCGAGGUUCAUCGUGUUGGAAAUGACAGAGUUUGAUGUGAUCCUUGGCAUGGACUGGUUGGUUCAGCACGAGGCAGUCAUCGAUUUCGGGGACACAACGACCAAGUUUGGAGGAAGUGGAAAUAGCCCAAGACUUCCCAGAGGUGUUUCCAGAGGAUGUUACAGGUCUACCCCCGACUCGGGAGGUGGAAUUCGGAAUAGAACUAGUACUGGGAACUACGCCGGUGUCAAAAGCACCAUAUCGGUUUGCGCCUACCGAAAUGAAAGAGUUGAAGGGGCAAUUGCAGGAAUUGCUGGACAAGGGUUUUAUACGACCAAGCGUGUCACCAUGGGGAGCCCCGGUGUUAUUCGUACGCAAGAAAGAUGGGACCAUGUGGCUGUGCAUCAUUACCGGGAGCUGAAUCGAGUGACAAUCAAGAACAAGGUAUCAUCAUAUGAAGGUAAAGGAGGAAGAUGUGCACAAAACAGCAUUCAGAACCCGAUACGGGCAUUACGAGUUCCUGGUUAUGCCAUCCGGACUCACAAAUGCCCCAGCAGCAUUAUGGACUUGAUGAAUCGAGUAUUUCACUCCUGCUUGGACCAGUUUAUUAUUGUCUUCAUUGACGAUAUAUUAAUUUACUCUCGAAAUUGCCAAGAACAUCGUCUGCAUUUAACCACGGUGCUACAGACGUUGAAGGAUCAUCAUUUGUAUGCCAAAUUUAGCAAGUGUGACUUUUGGCUGAAUCAGAUUCCAUUUCUAGGGCACAUUGUCUCAGGGAACGGGAUAGAAGUGGAUCCGGCCAAAGUUGAGGCAAUCUGGAAUUGGGAUACGCCAAAGAAUAAUUCUGAGAUAUGGAGUUUCUUGGGAUUGGUAGGUUACUAUCGAAGGUUCAUCCAGAAUUUUUCCCGGAUUACCUUGCCGCUGACCUCGCUGACUAAGAAGGGGGUAAGAUAUGAAUGGACAGAUCGGUGCAUGAAAAGCUUUGAGGAGUUGAAAGGAAGAUUGACGACGUCACAAGUGCUUACGAUACCGGAUGGUUCUGGACGGUUUGUGGUGUACACUGACGCCUCCAAAACUGGACUGGGAGCUGUGCUAAUGCAGAACGGGAAGGUCAUUGCGUAUGCCUCACGUCAGUUGAAGGUACACGAGCAAAACUAUCCCACCCAUGAUUUGGAGCUAGCGGCGGUUAUAUUUGCUCUAAAGAUCUAG